AUGCCAAAUCGUCACUGGAUUGCAGCAAGCUGUUAUCUGUUAUCCGCAGCACUGGACCUCAUUGAUGGUACGAUUGCCCGUCUUUUCAAUCAAAGCAGUAAACUUGGCGCAAUCCUUGACACGUUGGCAGACCGAUGCGCAGAUAUGUGUCUUCUUUCUUGUCUGUGUACCUUCUAUGUGGAUUACAUGUUCGUAUUCAUGAUGAUAAUGUUGUUGGAUAUCUCAAGUCACUGGAUUCACGUUCACAGGUACGUUGAUGCCACUCCGGACAUUCGCACGAACCAAUUCUUCAGCUACAUGGCAGAUGCAGGUCGGAGUCACAAAGACAUUGAUCCCACUUGCCCAUACUUGCUACGAUUAUACUAUAAAAACAAGAUGUUUCUGACCGUGCUAAGUUCAAGUAACGAGACGUUUUUCAUACUGCUCUAUCUUUGCCAUUUCACCUGUGGGCCGAAAGUUGCCUUUGGUGUCCACUUGUUCCCGCUUCUGGCUAUGAUAACUGGACCACCGACGUGUUUGAAAAUCGUGAUCAACGCCCUCCAGUUCUGGAGUGCAGCCAAAAAUUGCCUUUGGUGUCCACUUGUUCCCGCUUCUGGCUAUGAUAACUGGACCACCGACGUGUUUGAAAAUCGUGAUCAACGCCCUCCAGUUCUGGAGUGCAGCCAAAAAGCUGGCCAUUUUGGACGGUCGAGAAAGAAAACUGAAU
Messenger RNA from Opisthorchis viverrini, 706 nucleotides. RefSeq lists its product as hypothetical. The annotation marks the transcript as partial. The transcript is spliced from 5 exons. Lineage: Eukaryota; Metazoa; Platyhelminthes; Trematoda; Opisthorchiida; Opisthorchiidae. Gene Ontology annotation, cellular component: membrane; Golgi apparatus. Gene Ontology annotation, biological process: phosphatidylinositol biosynthetic process. The record is from RefSeq and is a predicted model, not a curated record. Gene Ontology annotation, molecular function: CDP-diacylglycerol-inositol 3-phosphatidyltransferase activity.